This is a messenger RNA of Clupea harengus (Atlantic herring), 1708 nucleotides long. It is a transcript of the gene yif1a, whose product is annotated as Yip1 interacting factor homolog A (S. cerevisiae). Gene Ontology annotation, cellular component: endoplasmic reticulum membrane; Golgi membrane; COPII-coated ER to Golgi transport vesicle. Gene Ontology annotation, biological process: endoplasmic reticulum to Golgi vesicle-mediated transport. NCBI's taxonomy places the organism in Eukaryota, Metazoa, Chordata, Actinopteri, Clupeiformes, Clupeidae. The record is from RefSeq and is a predicted model, not a curated record.
AGGAUAGUUAGUUAGUUAGUUAGCUUGCUAGCUAGCUAGCAAUUGACGUGGCUGCCCAGCUGACGAAGUAACAUCUGCUGCCAACAGUAGUGAUAGCUAGCAAGUCAACCAGUUGAUUUUGCAAACCCAUUACAGAUCUAACAAGUAGAUCACUUGUUUUUCUUGUUUUUGUAUAGAAUUAUCCUACGUUAGAAAAUGGACCUUCCACACCAUGGACACAGAGCAACUAAACCAAGAGCUCGUACAGGUCCUCCAGCCGGAGACCCCAUGCUCUUUGAUGACACCAGUUCAGGAGGGCCACAAAUGACCAAUCAGGGUUACUACAAUUCAGGAUACAUGAGUGGACCCCCAGCUGCUGGUGCUGGUGCUGGUGCUGGCGUUGGCGUGAACAAUUUAUUUACUGACCCAAUGGCCAAUGCUGCUGUGAUGUAUGGUUCCUCAAUUGCUAACCAGGGGAAGGAUAUUGUCAAUAAAGAGAUAAGCCGGUUUGUUUCAAUGAACAAGCUGAAGUAUUUCUUCGCAGUCGACACGAAAUAUGUAAUCAAGAAACUGAUGCUCCUCAUGUUCCCCUAUACACACCAGGACUGGGAAGUGCGAUACCACAGAGAUACCCCUCUGCCCCCCCGGCAUGAUCUGAAUGCUCCUGACCUCUACAUACCCUCAAUGGCUUUCAUCACCUACCUUUUGCUAGCUGGGAUGGCCCUUGGAAUCCAGAAAAGGUUCAGUCCAGAGGUGUUGGGGCUUUGUGCUAGUACUGCCCUGGUCUGGAUGGUUAUUGAAGUGUUUGCCAUGCUUCUGAGCUUGUACCUUCUUACAGUGCACUCUGAUCUUUCUACCUUUGAUCUCAUUGCUUACAGUGGAUACAAAUACGUGGGGAUGAUUUUUACUGUCCUGUGUGGACUCCUCUUUGGCAGUGAUGGGUACUUUGUUGCUUUGGCCUGGAGUUCUUGUGCCCUCAUGUAUUUCAUAGUGCGCUCACUCAAGAUGAAGAUUCUUUCCUCGUUGUCCUCGGACUCCAUGGGUGCUGGAGCAAGCGCCAAACCCCGUUUCCGCCUUUACAUUACCAUGGCAACUGCUAUUUUUCAGCCAGUCAUCAUCUACUGGCUCACCUCUCACCUGGUCAGGUGACCUGGUAUUGCCCCUGCCUCAGGGUCUGCUGGCAUGGAACUUUUCAAUCACAUGUUGACCUUCUGCAAAGUUUAUGAAGGGUCAUUUCUACACUUGCCUGUGGCCAUUGUAUCAAAAUGGCCUGUAGAUAUUUGCUUGUAGGUUGUUUGUUUUAGGGGCUAAAGGGUUUAUAAACUCCUUAAAUAAACUCACACUGAAUAUGGCAUUUAAUGCGAUCAAAGAGUGGUUAGCUCAUCACAAAAUGUCUUCAGAGUUAAGGGUUUUCACUUCAACAAAAAAAGGAUCUUACAACCUUGUAAGCUCUUUUUCCCAGGCUGUGUAAUAGCCUUAACUGAAAGGAGAGAUGGCAGGCAACCAAAAUGACCAAUGCAAGAAUUUGAGGAGAGUGCAAACUGUUUUGUCUAUAUACAGCACACAUUUAUCUUUCCAACUCCCUGGAUUGACAUUCUGUGCUGAAAUAAUGUGUCUGUUGUGAAGCACACACUUGUAACUCCUUUUGUAUUUAUCUGUGCUACUGGAUGCAUGAACAGCAGUGUUUUGAUUUUUGUAGUAAAAUAAAAACAGAAUGUUUGAAUUUUAA